AUGGGUAUCAUAUCGUGGAAUUACCGGGGGCUUGGCAACCAGAGGGAAAUUCGGGUGUUGGCGGACUUGGUUCGCACUAAGAGGCCGAGUGUGAUUUUUCUUAUUAAGACUUUUGUAGAUAAGCAUCGAAUUGAGGAUAUCCGGGUGCAGUUUGGUUAUGAUUGUGCUUUCACGGUUGAUGCAGUGGGACAUAGUGGUGGCUUGGCUUUGUUAUGGAAUAAUACUGUGGAGUUGAAUGUGGUAAGUUACUCCUUAAACUAUGUGGAUACGGAAGUGAGAUUGGAUGUGGGCAGUCCAUGUUGGCGGUUCACGGGCUAUUACGGGUACUCGGAGAGGCAUCGUAGAAGGGAGUCAUGGCAGUUAUUGCGUACCCUAUCAGUGCGGUCUACAUUACCAUGGCUAGAUAUGGGGGACUAUAACGACUUAUUAGACCAGUCUGAGAAGAUGGGACGGGCACCUCAUCCGGGGUGGCUCAUUAAUGGGUUUAGGGAGGCGGUCGCGGAUUGUGGUUUGCAGGAUGUUCCGUUUGGUGGCCACCAAUUCACUUGGGUGAAGUCACGUGGGACUAGCCGGAUGAUAGAGGAAAAGUUGGACCGAAUUCUAGCAAGUGAGAGUUGGCUGGACCUGUUUGAGGAGGUACGGGCGCAGUCUCUGCCCACUUUGUACAGUGAUCAUUUUCCUCUUGUCUUAACGCCCGUAGCUUUACCGCGGGUGCGGAAAAGGGCUAGAUUUUGUUUUAACAACAUGUGGUUGAGAGAAGAGGCCUGCAGGGAAAUAGUCAUACACAGUUGGAACCGGACAGUAGGCCUGGAUACUUUGGAUAGAGUGGAGCACAUAUACUGGAGACAGCGGGCCAAAGAACAUUGGUACCAAGGUGGUGACACGAAUAGUAAGUUCUUUCACAACUCGGUGAAAGCGAGGAGGAGAAGGAAUAGUAUCAAGAGGCUCCGGGAUGAGAAUGGAGACUGGGUUCGGGAAGAAACAGGUUUGGAUAAUGUAAUGCUCAAUUAUUUUAAUAACUUGUUUGCGCCUGAUUAUGGGGAUAUGGAGGAGGUGGUGGAAGCAAUUGAUGAAAGGGUUACUGAGCGUGAUAACGCAUGGCUGUUGUGGCCGUUGAGUAUGGAAGAGGUGCGUGUGGCGGUUUUUCAGAUGCAUCCGGAUAAAUCCCCAGGACCUGACGAUUUCGGACCAGGGUUCUUUCAGUACUUCUGGGACAUUGUAGGGGGGAAGUUACAGGCAAAUGAUACCCUGAUUGUUUUGAUCCCGAAGAAGACUAAUCCGGAGACUAUGAUGAACCUGCGACCGAUUGCGUUGUGCAAUGUUGUGUACAAGAUUGCGGCAAAGGUAUGUGCUAAUCGUUUGAAGUCUCUCCUGCAGAAUUUGAUAUCACAUGCACAAAGUGCUUUUAUUCCGGGCCGGUUGAUAACAGACAAUAUCAUGUUAGCCUCUGAGGUACAUCACCACUUGAAGCGAAAGACCCAGGGUUGUAAGGGGCUAGUGGCUUUGAAGCUUGACAUGUCGAAAGCCUAUGACCGGGUAGAGUGGAAGUUUUUGGAGGCGGUGAUGCUUAAGAUGGGGUUCAGUGACCGGUGGGUUGAGAUUAUGUUGGAAACUGUCACUUCGGUACACUAUCAUAUUCUGCAUGAUCAGCGACAGGUAGGGCCAAUUAUACCAGGUAGGGGUCUCCCGCAAGGGGACCCGCUGUCUCCCUACUUGUUCUUGUUUGUUGUCGAGGGGUUGAGUGCCAUGAUCGAAAGGAAGAUGUCUGCAGGGCUCUUGCAUGGUGUCACUGUUGCGAGAGGGGCACCUACCAUUUCUCAUUUGCUGUUUGCCGAUGAUUGCUUUCUGUUUCAUCGGGCAGACGUGGAGGAGAGUGUGCAAAUGAGAUACGUGUUGGAUACUUAUGCCAAGGCUUCUGGACAGCAUAUCAAUUAUGAAAAGUCAGCAGCUUGUUUCAGUGCGAAUGUGCCGCAGAAUGUGCGUAAUGAAGUUGUGGAUAUCCUGGGUGUGGAGGAAGGGGAUACUACUGGGAGGUACCUGGGCUUGCCAUCGCUGGUUGGCAAACGGAAGAGGGCUAUUCUAGGCUUUCUGAAGGAACGGAUUUUGGCACGAAUUCGUUCUUGGAAUUCUAAGUAUCUGUCUAGGGCCGGACGGGAAGUGCUACUGAAGAAUGUGAUACAGGCGAUGCCGGCUUAUGCAAUGAUGGUUUACUUGUUACCUCUUGGGCUUUGUCGUGACAUUCAGAACAUCAUGAACCAGUAUUGGUGGACAGGCUGUGUGGGGGAUGGCCGUGGGAUUAGAUGGCGCACCUCGGAGGGCUUGUGUAAACCGAAGGCUGUGAGUGGGAUGGGUUUUCGUCGUUUUCAUGAGAUGAAUAAAGCUCUUCUCGGAAAGCAGGCCUGGAGGCUAAUCACUAGGCCGACGAGUCUGGUGGCUCGGGUGUUUAAGGCACGGUACUACCCUCAUUGUGAUUAUUUCGGGGCUUCGGAAGGGAAUAACUUGUCUUAUAUUUGGAGGGGUAUGUAUGAGGUGAAAAGUAUCCUGAUGGCCGGGUGCAGGAAGGCGGUAGGGGAUGGGAAGGACAUUGUUAUUGGCUCGGAUCCGUGGUUGCCAGUGGAUCAGAAUCCGUAUGUCGAAACUGACUUGCAUCAGUCAGUGUUUGAAGCACCGGUGUCCUCUCUCAUGAAUGUGCAAGCAUAUGCAAGCCUCGUGAUCAGUGGGUAUGACAUUGGGAUCAGAAGGGCACUUAUACGGUUAAAUCUUGUUAUAAACAGCUUACAAUGGUACCUGCGGAUGCCCGUCCGUGGUCGAGUAUAUGGGGGCUCCACAUCCCUCCUAAGGGAAGUUGAGAAGACUGGCCUUCAUUUGUUUGCUUUUUGCACUAAAGUAGCCAACCUGUGGAAUAAUUUGGGAAUGCCCCACAUCAGUGCCUUUAUAGGUAAUCGUGUGAAUGAUUGGUUUUUCUGGGUUUUGAAUUCAUUAAAUGCUGAUCAGUUGCCUGUCUUUAUGAUGGUAGUAUGGGGUAUCUGGUGCAGUAGAAAUUACAGUGUGUGGAAGGGGGUGGAUGCUGACCUUAGCUCAGUGGUACAAAGGGCUAUGCUGUUUCUGGAUAAUUGGAGGAGCGCAAAUGAGCCGGUUAUACAACAACCUGCUCAAACACGUGUGGACACAUGGUCCAAGCCACCUUUAGGCAGAUUGAAGUUAAAUACGGAUGCCUCCCUGAUGGAGGGUAGUAGAUUGAUGAGCUUUGGUUGGGUUUUGCGGGAUGACUUUGGAAAUUUUCUCGCUGCGAAGAACAUGUUAGUGCCCGGGGUAUAUAUGGUCAAAGAAGCUGAAAUUUUGAGUAUCCGGGAGGCUCUGAGCUGGUUGAAGAAUACAGGUAUGAGUGCUGUGGAUGUUGAAACGGACUGCCAAGUUGUUUAUAAUGCAAUUCGAUCACCUUCUUUUAAUUCUGCUUUCGGGUUCUUAGUUGAUGAUGUUAGGAAUUUAGCAUUGGAUAUUGAUGAUGUUAAAUUCUGUUAUGCUAGGCGAUCUGCGAAUUGUGCCGCCCAUUCUGUUGCUAGGGAGACCUUUUCCGAGUCAGGUUGCGGGGAGUGGUUUGAUACUCCCCCAUCUUUUCUUGUAAACAUUCUUGCUCGUGAUUCAAUGAAUUAA
Molecule: messenger RNA, 3654 nt
Organism: Ipomoea nil (Japanese morning glory)
Lineage: Eukaryota; Viridiplantae; Streptophyta; Magnoliopsida; Solanales; Convolvulaceae
Exons: 6
Coding region: 1-3654 (1217 amino acids)
Molecular function (GO): RNA-DNA hybrid ribonuclease activity; nucleic acid binding
Source: RefSeq, a predicted model, not a curated record